This is a messenger RNA of Penicillium crustosum, 1641 nucleotides long. RefSeq lists its product as uncharacterized. The record is from RefSeq and is a predicted model, not a curated record. The coding region runs from base 1 to 1641 and encodes 546 amino acids. The transcript has a single exon. Lineage: Eukaryota; Fungi; Ascomycota; Eurotiomycetes; Eurotiales; Aspergillaceae.
AUGCCCAAAAAGCACAAGCGGUUUCACGCAAAGCCAGCCAAUUUAGCACAUCACAGCCUUGCACCAUCUGGGUCUCGUCAUGAUGGCGGGUCUGGGGUACACGGCUCCGCGUCAGCGACGACAGUCAACGACUUAAUCAGUCACCUCCGCCGUACACAGAUCCCUAGUGCUUCCUCGGAUGAUCCCCCAAGCUCGCAACGUGCUCACCGCUCGUUUGUAGCCUCGCGCUCAGUUCAUCCAUCUCUUCGAGAUGUUCUCGAGCUCCCUGCAACUGCGCCGCCGCGACCUCGCCCCGGCCCUCGUCGCACGAUAUUCGGGGUUCGUCCAACUCGGCCAACUGUCGGGCCUCCGCCGCCUGCGAGUUGGCUCUCCGGAAACACGGACUUAGCAAGAGAUCAAGGAUUGCACAACCAGAUACCGGAAACCCUAGAAGAAGAAAUUCACCGGCUGACCCGCCUCCAAGGGCCGCUGUUUCCGGACCAGAGGAGCCUGGUACAUCUGAUGCUGAAAUCUAUGGCUUUAAACUGGGCUUGGCAUGUUGAAUAUGAUGGCCCUUUUCUAUCCCAACUUCCAAAUCAUCUCAAGGAACUGCUGCUGAGUUAUAUUGCUGUCUACGCGAGAGGGUCGCCUCUAAGAGGGUAUAUGAAGGGGCUGAAACCGCUCUUUUUGACCCGACAGGAUCAGGAUCAAAUUGAAAAAGAGAACCCGGGUUUCAACGAUUCGGGAGUCGUUGAUGCGGAUUCCAAAAUCGUGCGAUUGGAUCUGGGAAAUGCUUUGGGAAACUGGAUAACUUUGAGGCAGCUCAUAAGCGAGAUGAUCCCAUCGCCAAAUCCAGCCAUGAGUAUACCAGGCGAGGAAAUAGAGGAGGUUGUCCCAGCUUCGUGGGAUGAAGCCGUUCACAAUGGCGGAGGGGAAGCUACGCUUGACCAUGUUGCAGCUCCAUCCAUACCCAAAGCCAUUCCGCAGACCCUACGCUUCCCCGAACUUCGCGCCUUAUCCCUGUCACACCCGAAACGCAGUGCUGCAAGCUGGACCGGUCUUUUGAACCUACUAGGGAAUUUUCCAACCCUCACUCACCUCUCGCUCGCCCAUUGGCCUAUGCCGUGCCGGAAUCCACGCGCUGCCACUGCUCGUAUUCGCGGUUCCACGGCCCGCUUCUUGACCCCAGAUGCCUUUGACAACAACUGGGCGGAAGCUGCGAGUAUUCUUCGUCAACUCUCCCGCUCGACCUACUGCCUGAAAUGGUUGGACCUCGAGGGCUGCGGCGAAUGGCUACCAGCCUUGAAAUGGGUUGGCGAAGACCCAGAUGGGUUCCCACAGAAUCCUGAUAAUGUUGGCCCAGAGUGGAACGGAUCUUGGAGAGAUGUCGAAUGGCUUGGGAUCGGCCCUGGCUUUAUUGAUUCGACGAAGUCUCACGACUCGUGUCAUGUGCCAUCGCAUGAAGUACCCACCCCGCAAACAAGCUCGUCGGGUUCUUCUGUCCAUGCAACUCACCUUCAAAAUGCGCGUGAUGUGAUGAGACACAUUCGGCAAAUACGGAAGGGCAGGAAAUGGCUCGAAAUUGAACUUGGGUUAGAGUUGGAAGACGUGGAACCUGAGAUAAUUAGAUUGCCGGAUGGGCAAGAACUGUCAGUUUAUUAG